AUGUUUCGUAACAACUACGAUAACGAUUCCGUCACAUUCUCGCCCCAGGGCCGAAUAUUCCAGAUUGAAUAUGCCGCCGAAGCUGUAAAGCAAGGCUCGGUAGUCGUUGGCAUUGCCAGCAAGACGCACGCCGUCUUGUGCGCCGUCAAGCGCAACGCCGAAGAACUUUCAUCAUACCAAAAGAAGCUGUUCAACAUUGACGAGCACGCCGGCAUCGCCAUUGCCGGCCUCACAUCCGAUGCCCGCGUCCUGUCCAACUUUAUGAAGCAGCAGUGCCUGAGCCACCGACUCACGUAUGGCCGCGCCAUGCCCCUGCGCAGCCUCGUCGGCAUGAUUGGCGACAAGGCGCAGAUUAACACGCAAAUGUACGGCAAGCGCCCGUACGGCGUCGGCCUGCUGAUUGCCGGCGUCGACGAGACGGGCCCACAUCUGUUUGAGUUCCAGCCGUCAGGCAUGACGGAGGAGAUGGCCGCCUUUGCCAUUGGCGCCCGCAGCCAGAUGGCACGCACGUACCUCGAGCGCCACCUCAAGACGUUUCCUGACUGUACCCGCGAGGAGCUCGUCCAGCACGGCUUGCGCGCGCUCCGCGAGAGCCUCUCCCAGGACAAGGAGUUGACGAUUGACAACACGUCGGUGGGCGUGGUCGGCGUUAAGACCGAGGACGGCAAGCGCAGCGUCGAGCAGUUUAAGCUCUUUGACGAGAUAGAGGUCAAGGUGUGGCUCGACAAUGUUGGUGAGAGCCAAGAAGGCAUGGAGGUCGACGGGUAA
Molecule: messenger RNA, 768 nt
Organism: Cordyceps militaris CM01
Lineage: Eukaryota; Fungi; Ascomycota; Sordariomycetes; Hypocreales; Cordycipitaceae
Product: proteasome component PRE5
Exons: 3
Coding region: 1-768 (255 amino acids)
Biological process (GO): ubiquitin-dependent protein catabolic process
Cellular component (GO): proteasome core complex; nucleus; proteasome core complex, alpha-subunit complex
Source: RefSeq, a predicted model, not a curated record